AUGGAAUAAAAUCUAAUUGAUUAAUCGGCCACACUCUCGAGGUUAUCCAUAAUUGACAAAACAAGUGAUGACUUAACUAAUAACACUUAAAUUAAAUUAAUUAGUUCAUCAGAAAGACUAGGCGAGGAAAUCUAUAAAAACUAAAAAAACUAGAUUUUAGAACAGUAAGUUGUUACUUUACAAUUGCAAUUAAAAUUGGCCAUUGAUCACAUUACUAUUUUGUAAGAUUAGGUGGAAUCCAAAUAAAAAGAAAUCAAUCAAUUAUAGCUAAAAUUAUAAGAGUAAAUUAAUAAAAAUGAAAAUGAAAGCAGAAUAAAUUCUUAAAAUCAAUUUAAGAUUGAGCAAUUAUAGAUGUGUUUAAAGGAAUAUGCCAAACCAUCAAAAGAUAAAGAAGUUUAAAAACACUAGUUUUUUUAUUAGCUUAAGGAUCUCUCUAAAAAAUACUCAAAACCUACACUAACUAAUUAAAAGACUAACUAAACAGAGGAUUCCUCAAAAAGAUACUAAAAUAAUUAAUUAGAAAUCACCGAAGAUUCUUCAAUGAAAGAUACUUCAGUUAGUGACUUUAGAUCAACGUACAAUUUAUUAAAUACAAAAUAAAAUUUUAAUUAAAGUGGAAAAAAAUUUUGGUCUCCUCCAUAAUUUCAAUCUCCUACAAAUUAAAAGCAAUCCAAUUUAAAAAAACGAUUAGAUAUUACUAUAACAUAAAUCAAAGCUAUGCAAUAACAUUUUAGUUAAUACCAACCCACUAAAUGA
Molecule: messenger RNA, 756 nt
Organism: Paramecium tetraurelia
Lineage: Eukaryota; Ciliophora; Oligohymenophorea; Peniculida; Parameciidae
Exons: 3
Source: RefSeq, a predicted model, not a curated record